Molecule: messenger RNA, 2685 nt
Organism: Neopsephotus bourkii (Bourke's parrot)
Lineage: Eukaryota; Metazoa; Chordata; Aves; Psittaciformes; Psittacidae
Gene: AP1S3
Product: adaptor related protein complex 1 subunit sigma 3
Exons: 5
Coding region: 1754-2278 (174 amino acids)
Biological process (GO): intracellular protein transport; vesicle-mediated transport
Cellular component (GO): AP-1 adaptor complex; membrane coat; intracellular membrane-bounded organelle
Molecular function (GO): clathrin-cargo adaptor activity
Source: RefSeq, a predicted model, not a curated record
UGAUUGCAAGGAAUGUUGUUGCCUCUGCUCAUGAAAGUGGUGGUGAAACAUCAACUGCAUCUUCAUAAGAAACACUGGAGUUUUCAAAGCAGUUUCAAAAGGAAAGCAUUUCAGUUUCCUAUGGGUGAAGUAUAACAUCCUGAAGCUAAUCAGCAGAAAAUGGUGGUCAUAUUCACAGUGAUUCCCUGGCUUGUGGGUAUUUGACCUUUUAGAGGUGUAAGGUUGUUUUCCUGGAGAUACAUAUACUACUUGCAGGCACUCAGAUUUAAGGUCUUUUGGGUCCAGCAGCUGAACCUAAGCUAGAACACCCUUUCAUCUUUCCUAUAGAAGCACUGCAGGCAAAUAUAUUUCUUUCUGAGCAUGUCUCAAACAGCACGAUCUUCUUGUGCUGAACAUGCUGUCAGCUUUUGAUAGGGACUCAUUGACUAAUUCUCUGCAUUUUCAAUCGAAUUUGGUCAUCCUCUCCUAUCUGAUUCACCAUAUUUUUAGGAAUUUCUCAAAUAGCUUUUACCUGUGCCUGCCUGAUUGCUUUUAAAUGGACACCUGCUGAGCUGCUGCUCUUAUCUGCAGAACCUACGCUGCUUUUCGAAAUGCACUUAUCUUUACAAAGGCUUUGGAGCUAAUGUGCUGUGCAGCAAGAAAAUAACUCUUCCAUUCAUCCAGCUUGUCUUAGUGGACAAGUGUAUGUACAGUAAGUGCUGUCCCUUCAUCUGCUGGGAUAGGGUAUCUGACAGCUGGAACAUUACCAUGUCAAAACCCAGCUGGUUAUAUGAACAGAGAAAGGCAAGAACAUGGUGCUUUGAUCUUCACUGUAAUCAGGCUAUGUGUACUGCCAGCAUCAUAAUUGUUUCUAUUUAGCAAGCUCAUCUGGAGAGUAUUACAGGACUCAAAACAAAAUCCUUGUAAUUUUAUCAAGCACAUUAGACUAAUGAUGGCAAGCGCUAUAUUUCCAGCAGCAGAUCCUGCCACAGGCACAUGAAUAAAACAGUCCACUUUUCCCCAGAAUGAUCCACCUUUGAAGCCUUUCUCAAUAUAGUCAGAAUUCUUAUCUCUGAAUUACUCAAUAACUCUGUGACUUAAUAGCUAGAGAAUUGUUCUGAAUUAUGAAUUAAAGCUUUAUUUAAGAUCCAGUAGCGCUUUUUUUUCCCCACCUCCUUUCUUUCUUUUAUAAAGAAGCUUCUCUGGUGUAUUUCUCUGCUUGGACUUCACCAGAGCCUAGAAUGAUUCUGUCUUUACAGAAAUCUUCAUUAUGAUCUUAAUAGUAAUUGUGAACAUUAACUUUGAUCCUCACUGGGGAGAUGGAGUGAUAGGGAAAUACAGGUACAGGAAUAAGAUGGAAUAGAAAACAGGAGGGAGAAGAGAGUAGAGUGUAUAUUGAAAAGCCAUAAGGAAGGAUAAGGCUAGGUUUAUGGGGAUGCGGCAAGGGACCUGCCAGCUCUUCCGCUGGGCAUUUGCAAGGAUUGAGAGUGAGGAAAGCAUGUCUCUUAUGCUUCUUUUUGGUCCUUCCAGCAUCAGGGGUAGCUUUGUCUCUGCAUGGGCAGCUGGCAGUGUGCCUGUUGUCAUGCACAUGGCUGUGACUGCAGUUGGACAUCCUCCAAAUCCAUGGCCUCUCCAAACAUUGCUACUGGUGAAAAAAUGAUGGGGAUGCCUGUCCAGUGCAGGGCAGUUCACAGUGUCUGCAGCCAUUGGAAGCUUUUCUAUCCCUGCUAGGUCGUGGGGUUUUUUCCGUUUAACGGAAGGUGUCCCAAUUGAGAUGGCUGUCACGAUGUCAUCAUCAAAGAUUUCCUGCACUCUUAAAGCCAUUUUCAUGCUGUGGAUACACUUUAUACUGCUGUUCAGUCGGCAGGGGAAGUUAAGGCUUCAGAAAUGGUACACGACGCUACCUGAUAAAGAGAAGAAAAAGAUCAUUCGAGAAAUUGUUCAGAUUAUUUUGUCUCGCAAUCAAAAAACAAGUAGUUUUGUUGACUGGAAAGACCUCAAGCUUGUUUACAAAAGGUAUGCUAGUUUGUACUUCUGUUGUGCAAUAGAAGAGCAGGACAAUGAACUCCUGACACUAGAGGUCGUUCACCGAUAUGUAGAGCUUCUGGACAGAUACUUCGGAAAUGUGUGUGAGCUGGAUAUUAUCUUUAAUUUUGAGAAGGCUUAUUUUAUUCUUGAUGAGUUUAUAAUUGGUGGAGAAGUACAAGAAACUUCAAAGAGGUCUGCAGUGAAAGCCAUAGAAGACUCUGACAUGUUGCAGGAGACAGUGGAAGAGUACAUGAACAAGCCUGCAUUUUAAAGUUACAACUACCUGGAGAACUGCUGUAUGCACCUGUAAAGUGUACUUCCUAAAAUUGCUUCCCAAUGUGCCAGAGCCUCAGAGAAAUACCAAAAGCAAUAACUAAAGGGGUUUGUUUGUAUAAUUGUGAAGAUGAAGGUCAGCUAAUGUAGCACAGGGUUCAACAAUUCUGUACUUGCCUUACUCUGCAUAUGAGUUUCUCAGAAUUGUUAUUACCCUUCAGGUAGUUUCUCUUCUCCUUGCUGGACUAAACACUUGUUUUGUACCAUGCCUUUUAGCUACUGGUUUUGUCAUCAUAAAAUGUUACUUUGAUGGUACUUUGAAGAAGUAUUUUUACUAGUUUUUGUCCACUGCUGACCGUAUGACUCUACUUUUGUACAAAUGUCCAUUAUUUUGAAUGCAAUGAU